Messenger RNA from Durio zibethinus, 1352 nucleotides. Its product is annotated as UDP-rhamnose/UDP-galactose transporter 2-like. The record is from RefSeq and is a predicted model, not a curated record. Lineage: Eukaryota; Viridiplantae; Streptophyta; Magnoliopsida; Malvales; Malvaceae.
UAGAUUUUUCUUUUCUUUUCUUGUAUCAGCUGGGUUCUGGCCUGAUUAGCAUCUGUGGGGAGAGAGCUGGAGAGUGCACAGUGGAGUUUCAGAUCUGUCUUCGAGUCAAACAAAGCGCCAACAUCAGUUUCAAUUGAGACAUGGGGACAGAGAAGAAACAGUCAUCAGCCGUAUCAGAUGUGGGAGCUUGGGCUAUGAACGUUGUCAGCUCUGUUGGCAUUAUCAUGGUCAACAAGCAGCUCAUGUCCCCUAGCGGUUAUGCCUUCGUCUUUGCAACAACUUUAACUGGGUUCCACUUCUCUAUGACUGCCUUAGUCGGUUUGGUGUCUAAUGCCACUAGUUACUCAACAAGAAAAAAGGUUCCUUUGUGGGAGCUUCUUUGGUUCUCAAUCUUUGCCAAUACUUCAAUCACCGGGAUGAACCUAAGCCUCAUGCUGAAUUCAGUUGGAUUUUACCAGAUUUCAAAGCUAAGUAUGAUUCCAGUUGUUUGUGUGAUGGAAUGGAUUCUCCACGGUAAACACUACUCAAGCAAAGUCAAGAUUGCAGUCAUCGUGGUGGUGGUUGGUGUCGGUGUUUGUACAGUUACUGAUGUAAAAGUUAACGCACAAGGAUUUGUUUGUGCCUGUGUCGCUGUCCUGUCCACCUCCUUGCAACAAAUUUCAAUUGGCUCUUUACAAGAGAAGUACUCGAUAGGCUCUUUUGAAUUGCUUAGUCAAACAGCUCCAAUCCAAGCUCUAUCUCUUUUGUUGCUUGGUCCAUUCGUUGAUUACUACCUCACUGGCAAAUUACUGGCAAGUUACAAGCUCUCCUCAGCUGCAUUUUUUUUCAUACUACUCUCGUGUUCCUUAGCAGUAUUCUGCAAUAUAAGCCAGUAUCUGUGCAUCGGACGAUUCUCAGCGACUUCUUUCCAGGUUCUAGGCCACAUGAAAACCGUUUGUGUUUUGAUAUUGGGAUGGCUACUCUUUGAUUCAGAGCUGACACUGAAAAAUAUACUUGGGAUGGCCCUUGCUGUCCUUGGCAUGGUAAUCUACAGUUGGGCAGUUGAGGCUGACAAGCAAUCUGAUUCCAAGGCUAUACCAAACCUGGAAGAUGCUUCAGAAGAAGAUGUUGAACUAUUGAAGCAGCAAAUGGACGGGUCUUCUUCACUCAAGGAUGUUGAGCUUGGUAAAUCUCAAGCAUAGAUUUGUGCUUUUUUUUGCUAAAAAUAUUUAUUUGUUCAAUGUUCUAAGCGGUGGGCAGCGGCUGUACAAAAUGUUAAAUUUAUUGUUUUAUUAAAAUUGUUUUUCCAUACAUUCUCGAUUUUUUUAUUGUAGUAAAUUCAUUUCAGUAUAAGAUAUUUUCUAAUGAAAAAU